Molecule: messenger RNA, 2162 nt
Organism: Anopheles stephensi (Asian malaria mosquito)
Lineage: Eukaryota; Metazoa; Arthropoda; Insecta; Diptera; Culicidae
Exons: 4
Coding region: 267-1442 (391 amino acids)
Cellular component (GO): proton-transporting V-type ATPase complex
Source: RefSeq, a predicted model, not a curated record
AGUACACAAAAUCGCGCAUGCGUUUCCAAACCGCCGUCACCGCUCUCACGAAACCUCGCAAAAACUGAGAGCAGAAAAAUAUCGACCCGCUCCUGUCAUCGUACUGUACAGAAUUUUCUGUUCGCCUUCAGAUUUCGCCAUCAGUUCUGGCCGUCGCAGUAGUGGCGUACCACAAAUUCAGUCCCAGCGUAAUUGUGUGAUUCCAUUCGGCUAUCAAUUAGCCCGAGGGACGUUUCAAUUGGUGCAGUUAACAAACGGCCCCCGAGAUGUUCUUGCGCGUGCAGCUGUUAGCGUUGGCGCUGGCGGUGACGCUGGUGCAAAGUUCGAGCGCUUACUACAGUGGCCCGUUCCUAUUUUGGGGCCUGGACGAUCUGAAGGACCUGCAAACACCUGCCCUCGGCGAGCUGGACGAUAAGAUGCUGCGGGAUCUGUACUCGAAUGCGGCCGCCGUGGUAGUGUUCCUGCGGAACGGAACCACCAAACUGUCGGCCGACAAUUUCCCCACGUUCAAGCGCAUUGUGGAAAAGUACGAAUUUAUGUACAGCCCGCAGCAAAUGUUGAGCUCCAAUCCGCUCGAUUACAAUGUGAACGCUGAGGUUAUCAACCUAGUGGGAUCACCGUCCCAGCAGGAUGUGGAACUGUCGGCACUGUUCCGCGACUCGACGGAAAACUAUGGCGAGCGGAAGGUGCUGGGCAUACUGGCGAACCAGUGGGAAGAACCGCACGUGAUGCACAAGCGCGAAGCUAAGGGUGGCGAAGAGCUGUACUCGACCAGCAGCACCACACCCGGCAGCCCGACCGACGAGCCGGAAAUAGCCGACUCCAUCUACAACGUGCCCGGGAAGGCGAUCCUGUACAUGACGGGUCCGCCCGUGCUGAAGAUGCUGAACGAUUCGGACGAGGGCGAAACGACGCACGUGCUGGACAAGCAUACGCUCGCGACAUACGAUGCGCGGGAGCGCGAAAGUAAAAUGAUUGUCACGUUUAAGGUGGACGAUUCGACGAAGCUCACUCUGAAGUUCCGAUUCGACAUGGACGCCGGGUACUGGUCAAUGUCGAAGGUGGAUGUGUUCGUGAUGGACACCAAGAGCAAGGACGGUUCCAAGUCUCUCGAUACGACGCUCGAGCUGGAGGGUAAAGCACCGUACGCACCGCUCGGUGCUUCGUACUCUUGCGCCCGUCAGCUAGUAUUCCGCAACGGCACAACCAUCCUGACGCUGGAAAACAUUCAGGUCCAGCCAGCCCUGGAAGGGAAGACCAAGUUUGACAGUGCGUGGGACUGUGUCGGAUUCACCACGGCACCGAUACUGUCCGGCAUCUUCGUGACGUCCUUCAUGCUGAUCGGGCUGACCAUUGCGAUCAUCGCAAUACUGGACAUCAAAACGCCGAACCGGUUCGAGUCCCGCACCGGCAAGCAGUUGACAUUCACCGUUCAGGAGUAAGUCACCGAGGCCGGCUAUCAGGUGCCGAGUCGAGUGAAGAAUGUGUCGGCGACUGUCGACUUUCUUCGCGCGUACUGGCGAGCCGUGUGUAAGUGUUGACCUUUAACAUGAGAACGACCCUUCCCAUUGGAGAAAAAAACCGGGACAGUAGGCAAAUGCAAGCGAGUUGGCAGGAUGAGAAAUCGCAGAAAACAGGUAGUGAGUGCAGCACUGUGGGGAAGGCAAUCAUCAUCAUCAUCAGCAUCAGCCACGGACGAGGCAGUCAUAGCUAGCUAGAUUAAGUUUCCGGUUCCUCUCAUCCUCUUGCGAUGAGGCUUCGGUGUAAAUGGCUCUAUCCUAUCUCCCGGUUUUAGUUUAAUGUUCUGCAGCCGUGUUCACGUUCCACGUAUGAUCGUUUGUGAUUGUGGUUAAGGUUAAAUUUCCCGCUUACCUGAUAUUGAUAUUAAUAGGGGAGGACCUGUACCGAACCCCGGCGCAAGGUUGAACCGUUACGAGCAUACAAUGUUUACCACUCUCUGUCACGAUAUUAGGAGCAUAACGGGCAAGGUGCCAAGGUACGCUCCGGAAUGUAGAUUACAUCUUACACAGGAAAAUCGAAGGCUUGCUGUUGCCUCACCUAACCGGGAAACGCAACACGGAAGAUCGGGUUGAAAAUGUUAAUGUAAAGUCCAGGGUAGCUUAAGCGAGCAAUAAAUAUCUUCUCACACCGAACAACAACCA